This is a messenger RNA of Prorocentrum cordatum, 769 nucleotides long. NCBI's taxonomy places the organism in Eukaryota, Dinophyceae, Prorocentrales, Prorocentraceae. The record is from the annotation of a GenBank genome assembly.
AUGGACUCCGCAGGAAUCCUUCGGCGCAUCGCCGCAGUCGGUUCAAACCUGGCGGCUAUAGGCGAGCAGGCGCAGUUCGCCUCGGUGUCGCGCUCGCAAUCGGCGCAGCUCAUCCGGGAGCUCAAGAUGGCGAGGUUGCCGCCAGAGGAGCUUCAACCGAUUUUGGGUGCGAUCGCGGAGUCACGUUUUCUCGAAUGCGACAGGGCGAGCAUCAACGCCGCCAUUUCGCAGCUGGUUUCUGCCGAUGGCGAUCAUUGCAUUGCCAUCGCGAACUACCAGGAGUGGGAGACGCUCACCGAGUUCUUGCCCCAGUCAAUGUGGGAUUCCCUGCCUUCAGGAAAUCCAAACAUACUGUUCGACUUUCUGAUUGACCUGGGGCUGCGCAAAGCUUCGGAGCCGACGAAGCACGCGAUGGCCUGCCUGCUCCUGCAAGCAGGGAAAGGGCUUGAAGGCGCUCUUCAGAUCGACGCUGACACCAGGACACAGUCGGCGUUGGCAGUCGGCACGCUGUUCGCACAGAGGGCAGCUAAGAAGACGCUGCCAGUUCCUGUCAUCACGAAGUUGCCAGCGGCGCCGAUGAUUCUUCAGAUCGAGCAUUCCGCUGUGUACAUGCGGGCGUACAGUUUGCAGCAGCCGAAACGCUUCGAUCUCGACCCCGUCCAAUGGAGUGUCCUCAAGAAGGCCGCCAAACAUGCGCCAGCGCACAGGUCGGGCUGCAACUACGGGCGCCCCGAAGAGCAGCGGGAUGCAUCGGGCUCCCUCGAGACAG